Messenger RNA from Staurois parvus, 356 nucleotides. The record is from the annotation of a GenBank genome assembly. Lineage: Eukaryota; Metazoa; Chordata; Amphibia; Anura; Ranidae.
GGCACCGGUCUUCAGCCUGCACUAGUAAGCAGCCUACACGUGGGCACUACGUUGGGUCCGUUAUGGUCCUUGCACUAGUUGCAGCCAGGCACACGGGUCCGGCAUUCGCACUAAGUUGCAGCCAGGCACCGGGUCCGGCUAUCGCACUAGUUGCAGCCAGGCACCGGGUCCGGCUCGCACUAGUUGCACAUACAGGUACCGGCUUGGCCUGCACUUAGUUGCUUUAAUCCAGGCACACGGGUCCGGCUCGCACCUGGAUGCCACCCAACACUGGCCACAGCACUAAUCCUUCUUCCAGGCACCGGGUGCAUGCAUAGAUUGCCUCCUCCAUCAGCCCAUCCCCCCACUGCUGUUCC